Messenger RNA from Cherax quadricarinatus, 3215 nucleotides. RefSeq lists its product as uncharacterized. Gene Ontology annotation, biological process: protein deubiquitination. The record is from RefSeq and is a predicted model, not a curated record. NCBI's taxonomy places the organism in Eukaryota, Metazoa, Arthropoda, Malacostraca, Decapoda, Parastacidae. Gene Ontology annotation, molecular function: protein binding; cysteine-type deubiquitinase activity.
AACCAGCCUCAUGUCACCGAGGAAUCCCAAACAAUAGUUUGAUACAUGAUGAAAAUUUAUCAGUGAUUGAUUUGAAUAGCGAUAAGGUGUUAUCAGAGCCACCACGACCAGUGUUCCCUCUCAAGGGACUAUCACAGAACCAGCUGCUUCACUUAGCGUCCAGAACUGUGGGUCGGACUGAGGACGGUUCUCAUCUGGAGAAAACUCUCGUUCUUUACGAGUGUCAGACGCAUGAAGAUAUUUUGAGCCCAAGUGUCAGGAAUAUUCGCCUGAAGGACUUUUCAUGUCGUGCACAUGUGACGGUGGCCCUGGGACCCUGGAUGAUGUCUAUACACCAGCAGUUGGUGCGGUGUGCAGAAGAUGGGGAUGUGGCAGGUGUCUUUGAGGCGCUGGAACAAGGAGCUGAGGUGGACCAGGUGGAGGAGGACCCCAGUAACCCGCUCUUCAGUGGUCGUACGGCACUGCACUACGCCGCCUGCCAGGGGAACCUCAAGGUGGUGCGUCUCCUCCUGCAGUGGAACGCUGACGUCAACAGACGCAGCAGGAGAAUUGACGAUGACGGUGGGACGCCGCUCCACAUGGCCGCAUACGCUGGCCAAGUCAGGGUGAUCAAAGCUCUUAUUGGAGCAGGAGCCAACUGCGAGGCCAGGGACUACAAAGACAAGACUGCAGUUCACUGGGCAGCUCUCGAAGGUCAAUUGGCUGCCCUGGAGGUGCUCAAGGAUCAGGGUUGUGACCUGCACUAUAGAGCGGAGGGGAGGAGCAACGCCAUGCACUUCGGUGCCGCCUCUGGAAACAUGGAUGUGGUGUUGUGGCUCGCAGAAAACGGGGUGAGGAUUGAUCUCAGGGAUAACACUAAGAAGCUGCCACAGGACCUGGCCAAGGCGUUGGGAUACAGGGACAUCUACCUCUACCUUAAGGAACUGGGCAGUCUAAGAUAUAAAGUUUGGCCCUUCGGGAAGUCUUACUCAAGUCUUUCAAGAGCGUCCUCCAGAGGCAAGGUUCGACACAGAGCGGACACCCAGAACUCUCGGUCAGCGGCACGCAUAUGGACGGACGACACCAGCAGAGACCGCUCAGGUGCGAGUCACUCAGAUGCCAAGGUGAAGCCGUUCAGCCCGACCACACGAGUGGAGUCAAAGAACGGACGAUUGAAUCCGACACCGAGGGACGGACGAGUGGAUCCCACAUCGAGGGACGAACGAGUGGACAAACGAGACGUUGAACUAUCGACUCCUUUAUUAACGGAACCUUCAGCCGAGAUGAAACCGUGCAGCAGCCAAGUGACGAAGGAGGAACGAAGGAGACUGCAAGAGGAUAGAGACACCGAUAUUUCUUGCCUCUCCAAACAGCUGAACCUCGUCCUCCAACGCUUGGGCCAGGUUACGCAACAACUGGACCAGAUAAGGCAGCGUCUGGACCACACCCAGAUAAGCCAGAUAAGCCAGCACCUGGCAGACACCCAGCAUAUGCUGGGCCAAACUAACCAACGACUGGACCAAACUAACCAACGAUUGGACCAAACUAACCAACGACUGGACCAAACUAACCGACGACUGGACCAAACUAACCAGCGACUUGGCGAAACUGACCAACGGCUAGACCAAACCUGGCAGAAGCUGGAAGAAGUCAGGUCUCAGCAGAGAGACCUAGGUGGAAGACAGCAGUUCCUGAUCCACAGGGCUCCCCGGGAACACCUGUCAACGUUCGAUACUGACCAAAAACAGAUGACAACGUUCGGUACCAACCAAAAACAGAUGACAACGUUCGGUACAGGCCAGAAACAGAUGACAACGUUCGGUACUGACCAGAAACGGAUGACAGCGUUCGGUACCGACCAGAAACCGAUGACAACGUCUGCUACCAACAAGGAACGGCUGAUACAAAUUGAUGUGAAGAAGGACCAGCAGGAAUGUUCCCAAGGAGAGACAACUUCCACGGAAGAUUCCGAUUCUGAGGUGGCCUUCCCAAGCGGUGUGAGGAAGGUGCCCCCUUGUGGUCUACCUAACCUGGGUAACACCUGUUACAUCAACGCUGUCAUUCAGUGUUUGUUCCACAUGAACACACUGAGAGACUACUUCGUCAAGGACACCUACAGGUUUGAGGUGAACAGGGAGAGUGAACAGCGCGGUGAGGUCGCCCACACAAUGGGUGGCAUCUUCAAGGCUCUGACGUCAGCUCGUCAAGAAGACGUCAAUAACGCAGCUAAGGUUUUCAAGCACGUUGUGGGUCUACACGAGGUGAAGUUCCGUGGCUCUCGCCAAAUAGACGCCCACGACCUGCUGGCUGCCCUGCUGACCUGGCUCCACAAUGACCUCAUGAAGGCGGACUGGACCUCUGUCAUCUCUGAUCUCUUCCAUGGUGAGGAGGUGUCGGAGAUCAUCUGUCAUGAACGUGAGGCUGAGAAUGUGAUCUGCCGUACCUCUCAGCCGUUCCCCAGCAUCACCCUACCUGUCGUUCACAGCAACAUGCCGUGGUCCCUGCAGGAGAUGUUGAAGAAUCACUACCGGACGCAGAAGAUAGACUGGGAGUGUGAGGAGUGUGGACGGAGUCACGAGUGCAGCACCAGGGCUAACAUCGUCCACUUCCCCCGAGUACUCACUCUCCACUUCAGCAGGUACAAUGGCCAGAGCCGAGACGACCUCAAGACCAGGGUCACCUACCCUGCUCAGGGACUCACCCUGCAAGGUUACAAAGAUUCCAAUGCCAGGUAUCAGCUUUGUGGCGUGGUGAACCAUGAAGGAACCAUGACGUCUGGCCAUUACACCGCCUUCUGCAGGAGGCAGCACGACAGCAGUCACGACUGGUUCUUCUACGACGACGCCUACGUCACCCAUACUAACCUAGACACUGUCCUUGGUAGCUCGGAGGCCCACCUGCUCUUCUACACGCAGGAGUGACACCUGUGGUGACACCUGGUUCGUCAGGAAACAGGACAAGUGUCUCCAGACACGGAUCUCUUGUCAAGUGAUAACACCUGGUUUUGUUAACCCAGUGAUGACCCGUCGCCGACACUAUUACUGCUCCAGGAUGUAGUGUUGAACGAUAGCACCAACAUUACUAAUUCGCUCUCUGUCUUCAAAUUUAAUGAAUUCAGAGACAACACUCAGAAAUGUUCAAGAAAUGUCAAAAUAUUUUAUCCACAGUAGUAAAUUACAACCAUUCUGGAAAAAAAUACCCUGAUUUUUCUAACCGUAAAUAAAGCAUUACCACUU